Molecule: messenger RNA, 882 nt
Organism: Soboliphyme baturini
Lineage: Eukaryota; Metazoa; Nematoda; Enoplea; Dioctophymatida; Soboliphymatidae
Source: the annotation of a GenBank genome assembly
AUGUUGAAUCGUGAGCGGCGGAGGCAGUGCUUCCAGCUGGUCAUUGCUGGCAGUGCGGUUAGCGGAGUUCUCGUCUUUCUACUCACCGUCGUUUUUCUUUCCUGUUGCUUUGUUCACUUAUGGCUCUCGGCUACAUACGCCGUUCGCGAACUCAACUUUUGCCAUGAAGAAGCGGAAAAAGUGGCGUUUUGGUUUCGCAGGUCGAUUCAGCAGAAACGUGUCACGUUUGGUCCCCCUGGCCGUCAUCUGUCCAGUGCUCGUCGUCAGGCGCGAUAUUCGACUUUAACAAUGGAACCAAACGUCGAGCAGUUCAGUCUAGUUACAAGUUUGCCUUGUCCUCCAUGCUGCAUUCCGGGAGAAAGAGGCCCACCCGGUGAACCUGGGCUGCCUGCUCAUCAUGGUACUUCUGGAAGUGAAGGGUCUCUUGGCCGUCCGGGAAUUGCACUAAAUAUUUCUUGCAUUCCUGAGCGUAUUUACGAAGCACCGCCUUGCUUACCGUGCGCUCAAGGACCUAGAGGCCCUCCGGGACAGCCGGGCUAUCCAGGAGAUCUUGGAGAUCAAGGAAUUCCAGGAAGGCCAGGGGCCAAUAGAUUGAAUGGUCCGGUAGGAGACCCGGGUGAGAAAGGCCCGCCAGGGGUACCUGGUGAUCUUGGAAAUAUGGGACCAUUUGGUCCCAUAGGAGUACAUGGCUCUCCGGGAAACCCCGGUUUCGCAGGUGUGUGCAUCUGUCAAGAAACCGAAGUAGUGAUUGAAGAUUCUGUGCCGCAUGACAUUGGGUAUUCAUCAAAAGCUGAUCAAUCAAAUCAGCCUCCUAUUGGCUACAGCGAGUUACCCUCAGAACUAUCUUCACGGAAUGGCGGGUUUCCUCCUGCAAUGCCCUGA